AUGUCUUUGUCGUUGAGUUUCCUUUAUGCGCAGGUACCCUUGGCCCCACAGCGAGCGCUGACUCAUUUUGGACUGCAAGGCAUCACUGCCAGAUCUGGCCUGGUCGCUUUUCUGAAUCAACCUCCCUGGAUGAAGGAUGGAGACUACGGUUUGGCCCUCUAUGUCAUGUUGUCACGAGCAACGAAGUUGAGCGAUCUAUGGCUCAUUGGAGUGCCUGAGCGGCCAUAUUUCGAAGGCUUCUUGCAUGAGCGCAACAAGACUUUGGUGGAUCGUAUGAGCCUCUUUGAACGUCUGUCUGUGGAGAGUGAGCAAGCUGCGGAAAAGUACAUCCAGAAGCUGGAUUGGAGGGCAAAUGCUUACGUGAACCGCACGCUCGGUGUUUCUGGAACAGGGCAAGCAAAGAGGCGGAGGCUGACAGGCAAGACUGCGGUGGCCUGA
Molecule: messenger RNA, 438 nt
Organism: Durusdinium trenchii
Lineage: Eukaryota; Dinophyceae; Suessiales; Symbiodiniaceae
Source: the annotation of a GenBank genome assembly